UUUCGUCCCGAUCGGCAAUCGCUCCGGAACCGAGAGCGGCUGGAGACCGGAACGGGGCAAUCGAGCUCCCGAACCGAUCCCUUCGCGGCCGGCGCGUCGGCUUUAAUAUGCACAGAUCUGGGGCUGCCAUGGCGUGGAACGUGUUCAAGUUCUGCACGGCCCUCCGAGGCCUGGGCUCCAUCAUGAUCCUGCUGGUGCUUGGCGUCGUGGGCGUCACCUACUACGCCGUCGUCGUGGCCAACUACGGUCCUGCUCUGCUCGACGGUGGCGUUGAGUCGUUGACCGCUCUGGUCAUCUUGGUUUUGUUCCACGGCCUCUUGGUGAUGCUGUUGUGGAGUUACUUCUCGGUUGUGUUCACCGACCCGGGUAGUGUUCCGCCUAAUUGGAGGCCUAGUAUUGAUGAGGAGAGAGGGGAGUCUGAUCCGCUUACUUUACCUGAUUUGAGUGGUUUGCAAUCUGAUCCAUCCAAUCAAAGAAUCCGUUAUUGUCGAAAGUGCAACCAUUUCAAGCCACCUCGCUGUCAUCAUUGUUCUGUUUGUGGAAGGUGUAUACUCAAAAUGGAUCAUCAUUGUGUUUGGGUUGUCAACUGUGUUGGAGCAUUGAAUUACAAAUAUUUCCUUCUUUUUUUGUUCUAUACCUUCCUUGAGACAAGUGUCGUUACUUUAGCCUUACUUCCAUACUUCAUAGCAUUCUUUACUGAGGGAGAGAUACCUGGAACCCCAGGCACUCUUGCGACGACAUUUCUAUCUUUUGUUUUGAAUUUGGCAUUCGCAUUGAGCGUAUUGGGCUUCCUGAUCUUGCAUAUAUCUUUGGUUGCUGCUAACACCACCACAAUCGAGGCUUAUGAGAAGAAGACCACUCCCAAAUGGCGUUAUGACCUUGGACGGAAAAGAAAUUUCGAGCAGGUGUUUGGAACAGAUAAAUUAUACUGGUUCAUUCCAGCUUAUCUGGAGGAAGAUAGGAAGCGAAUUCCAUCUCUGCAUGGUCUUGACUACCCAGUGAGACCCGAAUUCGAUUCAGAAGCAUUCUAGGAACCAUCUCACUGUGCAUUUUCCGGGAGUAUCCAGAAAUUUGCCUCGUAAAUCUUGGGAGAUGGGUCACUUUGACAAUUGCGACCUUUCCAUUACCAAAGGAGGCUGCUGCUAAAUUUUGGCUCCAUGGUAUGUGUUUCCUGUAUUUAGACGAAGAGAGCAAGCAGGAAAGGGGGUCCUUGCCUCACGUGAAUCGAGGAGUCAUGUCGAGCCGAGCAAGAUGGAUCGAGCAUUUGAUUUGUACAUAAGGUUGUGUAGAUUCGGAAGCUUGCGAGGUAAGGAAUCCAGUGCGCAAUUUGGUCGAUGUCGAGAUGUUCCGUUCUGGUGGAUUAGAGGGCUGUUGAGUGAUGGCUGAGUUGUUUUAAGUGCUACACAAAAUUAUCUCUGAUCUCAAUCAUAUCCAUUGUGAAAUUUCAUUUCCUUUUCUAUACCAGCGGGGAAUUUCUUUACUU
Messenger RNA from Rhodamnia argentea, 1483 nucleotides. RefSeq names its product probable protein S-acyltransferase 14. Gene Ontology annotation, cellular component: Golgi apparatus; endoplasmic reticulum. The transcript has 7 exons. Gene Ontology annotation, biological process: protein targeting to membrane; peptidyl-L-cysteine S-palmitoylation. Bases 108 to 1031 code for a protein of 307 amino acids. Gene Ontology annotation, molecular function: protein-cysteine S-palmitoyltransferase activity. The record is from RefSeq and is a predicted model, not a curated record. Lineage: Eukaryota; Viridiplantae; Streptophyta; Magnoliopsida; Myrtales; Myrtaceae.